AUGAGCGGUUUCAAUCUCACGUUUUUCGGAGAAAACGAAGACGCGGAAGAAGAGUCCGGAUCAGAGUCAGCAGACGAAGGACCGCCUGAAAAGAGUCAAAAGACAGCAAAAAAGGUAUAUGCACAGCAAUUCAGACAUCAGUGGUUAGAGGAUCCAGAAUUUAAGGAUUGGUUGGUACGCCCGCGUCCUGGGGAAAAUGCUUGCUCCUGCAAAUUGUGCAACAAGUCAGUAUCGUGUCGGAAGACUGCUCUUCGACGACACACUCAAUCUGCACAACACAAAAGGGCACUUUCAGAGAUAGCGGCUGGACAAAGACAAGGCAACCUUGUUGAAUGCCUACAACGUCAAAACGAAAUCACCACCUAUAAAGAAACAACAGAGGCUCGAAU
Paramuricea clavata is the source of this 389-nucleotide messenger RNA. The record is from the annotation of a GenBank genome assembly. Lineage: Eukaryota; Metazoa; Cnidaria; Anthozoa; Malacalcyonacea; Plexauridae.